Lotus japonicus is the source of this 4262-nucleotide messenger RNA. RefSeq lists its product as uncharacterized. The transcript is spliced from 2 exons. Bases 1323 to 3959 code for a protein of 878 amino acids. Gene Ontology annotation, molecular function: transcription corepressor activity. NCBI's taxonomy places the organism in Eukaryota, Viridiplantae, Streptophyta, Magnoliopsida, Fabales, Fabaceae. The record is from RefSeq and is a predicted model, not a curated record. Gene Ontology annotation, cellular component: nucleus.
AUCUCUUUUACCUGUUGCUUUUCUUAUUCACUGCUUGAUUCAAUGUGUAUCAUGAAUGAAACUUCAAAUUUUGUAUAUAUGCAGAUUAACUCAAGUUAUUAUCUUUACAUUUACAUGUGUGUGUAUAUGCUUUUAACGUUUCAAAACUUGCAGAGGUUAACAAUAUUCAUCAUUCUGUAUCAUCUAAUUAUUCAAUAAUAGUCUUGUCCAAUGUGUGUCUAAGCGAUGGUAUAUAUACCAAGAACAAGAACGACCCUUCAAUAUUUUUUGGGUGCUUAAGGUUUCCAUGAAUGGUUAGCACUGUUUAUUGUGAUAAUCAUGUGGGUGUGAUCAAUUUUCGUGUCAAAAUACUUGUUAUUUUCUGGUUUCCAUGAUUUUAUAAUCAUAUCUCCUUUUUGUUGUAUAUGUCUUUUUGUUGUAUAUUUCAAUAUACUCGUUAGUUGUAAUUUGUAAAUUAUGCCUGUUAAUGUCAUUUUAUACAAAAGGGUAUCUUUUUGCCCUACUGAGAUUGCUAAUGUAGUGCUCAUUAUGUUUGAUCAUUCUGAAGUUGUGUCAAGCUGUGAAGAAUGAAUGUUGUUUUCGAAAGAGUAGAAUUGGCAGGGUUUUAUAUGAUUGUUUUAAGGAGCCAUUGUUCUGGAUUCUGGAUUUUAGGUUCUUUAUCUUAAUAGCAAUUGAUGGUUGUAGUGUGAGCUCAGUUUUCGAUUAAUUUUUUGAGUUACUCGCCCAUCAAGAACCCCUUCCCCAAAAUUGCUUCUUUUUUGUACCCUAAUCCUGGACAGUGCCCUCCAAUGCAUCAGUGGCCAAGCACUGAUUGGGGUUUUGGAGGGGUUGGAAAUUCGUUAUAAUAUAGCUGUAAAAGUUGUGUAACUUUGGAAACUCGAUUACUAGCCAUUCGAUUUUUCACACUUGACCAGUUAGAAUUGCUUCAGCAUAGUCCAAACAGCCUGAUGUUUUUUUACUGCUUUUCAAAUCCACAAGCUUGUUGUAAAAGAUUUAUGAUUUUCUUAAUCCUCAAAUAAACAGCUCAUAGAGUCAAUGGAUUUGUUUGAUUUUUAUAGUGGUGACAAAAUUAGAGGUGAAAACAAGGAGAGGUCUAGUAUUUUGUUGAAUGCUACUGGUUAUUUAAAAUUAGAGGUUGGAAAUUUAAAAAUCAGAGGAUAUGAUUAGCAAAAUUCUUGUAUAGUGUAUACUUGAAUGCUACUGAUUAUUAAAUCUCAAUGUCUUCAAGGCUUCAAUACUUAUGAUACUCUGCACAAGUGCUAGUGAGCUAGGGGAACAUUCUGUACAUUACUUGUAUACGAAGUUCCAACUCAUGUUGGAGCAUGUCCUUGAUCAUGUUAUCUUUAUCUAAUCUACAUUUUCUUUAUGAUAUUCUCACACAUUGGUUGAGUUUAGUUAUGAGUUUACUAGCAUUUCUUUCUUGGCAGAUGGGCUCAAAGGACAAGGGUUAUGAUAAUUUAAUGGAGUGUGCAUCUAACAGGACAUUAUUUCCUCCAAGUUUUCUUGAUGUAAGCGGCAUAGAGCACAUAAGUCCUAGAGUUGGUCACGAAUACCAGGUGGAAGUUCCUUCCAUGAUAAAUGAAUCAGAACGGUCUCAACUUCAAAUGAAUCCUACUGAUUCAGAAUUCGUGCAUGAUAAGUCACAUUCCUUUGCAUUGGGUUUACCCAUCCCACUCUUAAUGGUACAUGAUGAUGUGGAGGAUAGUAGACAUAGAGGGCUAGGAGAAAAAGAUGGUGCAGUCAAUGUAAAUGUAUCAGCAGUAGCAGCUAAUGUGGAAAAGAAUGGUAUAUUAGAUAAUGGGAAAGAUUUGAGACCAACCACUAUUGAACCUGAGAUGACAGUUGAUCAAUUGAGUAAAAGCAAAAGUUCUCUUAUGGCCCCUGGUACAUUGAGUAACUCUUGGAAUGGUGCUGAUGUAAAAAGUUUUCUUCUGGGUUUGUAUGUCUUUGGGAAGGAUUUUGAUCAGAUAAGAAGAUUUUUAGACAACAAAGAGAUGGGGGAAAUACUUUCAUUCUACUAUGGGAGAUUUCAUAAGUCUGAUGAAUAUUGUAGAUGGUCAGACCGCAGGAAAAGAAAAGGCAGAAAAUGUGUGCAUAAACUUUUUGCUGGACAGAAGCAACAUGAACUAUAUUCUCGCUUGAUUCCGCAUGUCUCAGAAGAAUUGAGAGAUACUUUGAUAGAGAUUUUUAAGUCAUAUGAGGAGGGGAAAACUUCCCUACAAGUAUAUAUAUCUUCUCUGAAGUCUACGGUUGGACUUGGUGUUCUUGUGGAAGCUGUAGGUAUUGGUAAAGGGAAGGAAGACCUUACAAGCUUAGCCAUGGAACGUGGGAAGAAAAAGCGGGAGUUUCAGACACCAACUAACACAGCUUGGUCUUCCCUUGGACCCAGUGACAUAAUAAAAAAAUUGACUGGAGGAAUUCAACUGAGCAAAGCUAAAAGUAAUGAUCUCUUCUGGGAAGCUGUUUGGCCCCGCUUGCUAGCAAGGGGUUGGCACUCUGAGUCUGAGCAACCAAAGAAUCAAGGUUCCAAAGAUUUUUUGGUUUUUCUUAUUCCUGGUGUCAAGAAGUUUUCAAGGAGAAAGCUUGUGAAAGGUGAUCAUUACUUCGAUUCUGUUAGUGAUGUCUUAAGGAAAGUAGCAGCUGACCCAAAUCUUCUUGAGCUUGAAGUUGAAGAAGCUAAAGUUGCUAGCUACAAUGAUGAAGUGGAAGAAAGUGGAUCCAAUGAGGAUAGUCAAUCUGAUCAUCGUUGCCAUAGUUACCUUAAACCCCGAGCUUCUACUAAGCAUGCAGAUAAUAUGAAGCACGCAGUUAUCGAUACCAGUUUGGCACAUGAGGGGAAAUCUAUGAUAAGGAAAUUGAAAUCUGUACCUGGUAAUUCAGUGGGUAAAAUUGACGUAGAUGCACCUGUUAUAACAUAUAAAAGGGACAAACAUACCAGUAAAGCAAACCACAGCAAGGGUAAGCUUGAUAGCAACAACCAAAAGUCGACAAUGUUCGAAGUGGUUGAUACCAGUUUGCUUUAUGAAGGAAACUUAUGUAAGGUUCAUGAAAUGGAACAUGCUUCUAAGAUGAGUGGAGUUGCAAGAAAAAUUGACAUGUUCGAUCAUGGUUCGCUAAAUGAGACAGAAGCUUCUUUACUCAUAUAUACCAAAAAGAAAGUUAGAAAUGCUGAUUGCCAGAAAGUUACAAAGAACAGAGAUUCUACCAGCCUUAAAAAAGCAAAUUGUAACCCAGAUAACAUUGCAAAAAAAAAGGCAGAAAAGCAUGAAAAUCAGAAAACCAGUGGGUCUGAUUGUAAUCAAGUAAAAGGAACCAUAAAGCAUCAAUUCAGUCGAAGACCAAGAUCAGAUCAUUCAAAUCCUGCAGUUCCUCCCAUCAAACGGCGGAAACUGGCUGCAUGUGUUAAGGCUGAGACAAGCCGCAUACUGGAGAAGAACUCCUCAGGAGGUUUGGGAUCAGAAACAUUCUCUCAGUCGUCUUGCUUUCCAGACGCCAACAACAAUGCUAGUGGUGUUCCAGUCAGUCAUCAGAAGGAUGUAAGUUUAGUAUCUUCUUCAGCUGAAGGAAAUCUGGAAGAGAAUGAUGAGGGAAGCAUUCACAAUAGAGUUUGUCUUAACAAGUGUAUUUCUACUGAUAAAGUUGAGAAAUGCGAAUCCGGAUCGCCAAUCAACUUCAAUGCACUUCAGGUUCCACUGCAGUCUGAAGAGGGUGAAAUGAUGGCAAUGGAGGAGGAAGACAAGCCGAGCCCAAAGCCAAAUAAUUCAAUGACCAGGAGGCAGAGCACAAGACAUAGACCAUUGACAGUUAGAGCAUUGGAAUCUUUUGCAAAUGAUUUCUUGCAAGUACAAAGGAGACGGAGAAGAAAAGACACCCAGAAAAAUGAAGACAAAACAAUGUUGCAUGGAGAUUGUAGUGUCAAUGAAAAUACUAGCAAGCCUCUAGAUUGUACUAUUGAGUAGUGGUCUGUUAUACUUGAAAUUUUCCAAGUAUGACGUUUUGACUUUUGGAAACUAUUGAUGCUUCUCCUGUCUGACUUUAUUGUAUUAUAUGAAGCUGCCAGGAGAUCAGACAUACUACAUAGAAUUUUUCCAUGUGGGAUAUUUGAUAAGAUAAUUUUUUUUAACUGUAAGUUUCAUGAGAAGAGCUUAGAGGUUCAUAGCUACUAUGGUUUAAAAGCACAAAAUUUGUUAACUUAGAAGAUAAAGGACUCAACACAUUCCCUUGUAUGUGGCUUUUCAUGAUCAUAUACCAUUUGUACUGCA